Messenger RNA from Phoenix dactylifera (date palm), 1674 nucleotides. NCBI's taxonomy places the organism in Eukaryota, Viridiplantae, Streptophyta, Magnoliopsida, Arecales, Arecaceae. The record is from RefSeq and is a predicted model, not a curated record.
CACCCAAUAUUUGUUAUAUUAGAUAUAGGUAUAAAAAAUCCGAUAAAACCCCCCUUUCUCACCUCCGGUCCUCCCUCGCCUCCUUCCAAGAACCCUCCGCAAUCCCCAUCAAUCUCCAGACUUCUACGAACCCAUCGUCCUUCGAUCCCUUCUAUAUGACUUCUUCCCGGCCUUCUCCUUGGUCGCCAUGACGCUAUGAGACCCGGCCCACUCCCCAUGACGCGGCCGAGCCAUCCCGGCCAACACAUCCCCAAUCCCACCCACCCCCGCCGCCGCCCCGACCUCACCCUGCCCCUUCCCCAGCGUGAUCUCACGUCCCUCGCCGUCCCCCUCCCCCUCCCUCCUCCCUCUGCGCCCGCCUCCUCCGUCCCCGGCGGCCUCCAGCUUCCCAUGGCCACCUCCGCUUGCGCCCAGACCCCGGAACUCGCCGACCUCGAGCGCGUCCGCCGCAUCGGCAGCGGCAGCGGCGGCACCGUCUGGAUGGUCCGCCACCGCCCCACCGGCCGGAUCUACGCCCUCAAGGUAAUCUACUGCAACCAUGAGGACGCCAUCCGCCGCCAGAUCUGCCGCGAGAUCGAGAUCCUCCGCACCGCCGACAACCCCUACGUGGUCCGGUGCCACGGGUGCUACGACCGGGCCGGCGAGAUCGAGAUCCUCCUCGAGUACAUGGACGGCGGCUCCCUCGACGGCCGCCGCAUCGCCUCCGAGCCCGUCCUCGCUGACAUCGCCCGCCAGGUCCUCUCCGGCCUCGCCUACCUCCACCGUCGCCGGAUCGUCCACCGCGACAUCAAGCCCUCCAACCUCCUCAUCAACGCCGCGCGCCAGGUUAAGAUCGCGGACUUCGGGGUCGGCCGGAUCCUGGUCCAGACCAUGGACCCCUGCAACUCCUCGGUGGGGACGAUCGCCUACAUGAGCCCCGAGCGGAUCAACACCGACCUCAACGAGGGGGUCUACAACGCCUACUCCGGCGAUAUCUGGAGCUUUGGCCUCAGUAUUCUCGAGUUCUAUCUUGGCCGGUUCCCGUUCGGGGAGCACCUCAAGCGGCAGGGCGGCGACUGGGCCAGCCUCAUGUGCGCCAUCUGCUACUCCAACCCGCCGGAGGCGCCGUCCACCGCCUCGCCGGAGUUCCGGAGCUUCAUCGCCUGCUGCCUCCAGACGGAGCCCCGCCGCCGGCUCACCGCCACCGAGCUCCUCCGCCACCCCUUCAUCACCCGGACUCAGCCCCCCGUCGCCGACAUCGCUGUCUCCACCGUAUAAUUUCACACCACUGACCUAAAAUUGGUGGCCUUUUUUCUUUUUUCCUUCUCAUGAAAAAAAAAAAUCCCUUUACAGGGCGGAGUGCGGAUAAGGAAAGAUGGAGGGUGGGCAGUGGAAAGUGUGUUUUUUUUUCAAAAAAAGAAACUCCUUUUUUAAUUAUUUUCAGAGGUUUUACCCAUACAUCGGUGUGACAUGGGAGCCGAGAUCAAAAUGGGACGGUGGUGGUGACCCAGAGCUUUAGUGCGAAGGGAGUGGAUGUUAGUGGUAAUGUAGGUGUAAUGAAAUGGCUCAUGUUGUAACUUUUUAUCUGUUGUUAUAUGAAAAAUUUGAAACAGAUUCAUCGUACCAAUAAAAGGAAGCUGCUUUCCUAAACCAUUCAAACCAUGUGUUGUGCACACAUGGUUGGUUUAAAAUUCA